Messenger RNA from Drosophila hydei, 1252 nucleotides. It is a transcript of the gene senju, whose product is annotated as UDP-galactose transporter senju. The record is from RefSeq and is a predicted model, not a curated record. Gene Ontology annotation, biological process: pyrimidine nucleotide-sugar transmembrane transport. Lineage: Eukaryota; Metazoa; Arthropoda; Insecta; Diptera; Drosophilidae. The transcript is spliced from 3 exons. Gene Ontology annotation, cellular component: Golgi membrane. Gene Ontology annotation, molecular function: UDP-galactose transmembrane transporter activity. Bases 56 to 1234 code for a protein of 392 amino acids.
AAAAAACUGAUUGCAUGAGCUGAAUAGUCGAAAUAGUCUAGCAGCAGCUCACAAAAUGACGACGAAUUGGCGUGAAUUGUUUCCCACAAAACUUACCUUCAUUAUAUUUCUGCUGUAUAUGUCAUUAUUUAUUGGCCAAGGCAUUUUUGUGACCGCUUCGCAGGAUUCAAAUAAUUCUUACAGCUAUAAUACAGUGACUGUGGUGUUACUGACUGAAGUCUUUAAGCUAAUUGUUUCCACUUGCCUUUAUUGCAAAGACAACAAUCUUCGGUCGCUGGUACGCGAUGUUCAUAAAGAUCGCAAUGUGUUAGGGCUCUACAUGGUGCCAGCUUUUCUAUAUUGCUUAUACAAUAAUUUAGCUUUUGUGAAUCUCGCGACAUUUGAUCCAACUACAUAUUAUCUGUUGCUUCAAUUACGAGUUGUAGUCACGGGAAUCCUGUUUCAAAUCAUAUUCAAGAAGUACCUAUCACAACGUCAAUGGAUUUCAUUAAUCCUUCUUACACUCGGCUGCAUGCUAAAGCAGGUGGAUUUGAACAGCUUCUACAAUGAUGCAAAUGACGAUAGUGAAGCGGCGGUACUGCAGGUAGCGAGCGCUGUGAAUGCCACGCAAACAAAUUCCAAGGCGAAUGGCAAAAAUAUGGCGGGCUUCGAUUUUAGCAUAAGUGCCGUCUUAAUCUUAGCCCAAACGAUUUGCUCAUGCUUAGCAGGUGUUUACAACGAAUAUCUUUUGAAGGACAAAGGCGCUGAUGUUAACAUUUUCGUGCAAAACGUCUUUAUGUACAUGGACUCGAUUGUUUGCAAUGCAUUGAUAUUGCUGCUACGAGGGGAAUUGUUGGAUGCAUUUAGUGCCAAGAACUUGAGUAGCAUUGCACGAUUUGGUGUUAUAAUUAUUAUUGUCAAUAAUGCCGCCAUUGGCAUUGUGACUAGUUUCUUUUUAAAGUACAUGAAUUCAAUACUUAAAACAUUUGCCAGCGCCUUGGAGCUGUUAUUCACGGCUGUGCUCUGCUACUUCCUGUUCGCAAUUCCCAUAUAUAUGAAUACAGCAUUGGCAAUUGCUGUCGUGUCAUAUGCAAUCUAUUUGUAUACUCAAAGCCCGGUUGUUAAUCUCGGCAAGGUGCGUCCUUUAUCAAAUCUAAGUGAUGCCACCUCUCAAUUAAAGACUAAAGAGAAAGAAGACAGGCGCAAGCUGCUGGACGAGCAAGGCGACACCGAUUUGGAAAUGGAUAUCGUAUAAUUAUGAAUAGUUAUUAAU